GCAGUUUGAAGUGGCAAAGCACAUGAAGUACAGUAGACUUUCUUCCCCUCUCUGUCAGGUUUUCACCCCUGUCGUGGACAUUUGUUUUCCCGUAGAUGCUUGUGAGAACAGGGACCCAGCCUGAGAGUCUAACAAGCAACGAUGUAAUUGACAUGGAGGCAGGACAGCGGAGUCCCUCGUAGACUGAAGCGGUUGAGUCGAGCCAGGGUGAGGUGUGUGACUAACGGCUCUCCUGCUGUCGCUCCUGACUGGGAACUAACGGAUGUGAUCACAUUCCGCACCAUGGGGAAGCUAAGAACGGAACUGCCAAAGAUGCAGGGAGACGAACGGAAGAAGAAGAGGCUGGCCGUGACUCCCAGAGGAGGUGCCCUGGAUGAGUACUACCUCAGAGAACGGCGGAAAGAAGACGAGGUCAAGAUGAAGAGCAAAGUGUCUGCUUCCAGCGCAGUGAAUACCAAGAAGAAGCUGUGGUCUUGGGAUCAGUACCUGGAGGAGGAGAAGGCGGCUAUGGCCCCAGUGAGGCUUUUCACAGAGGAACAGUCCCUUCCACAGAAUCGAAAUGGCUUCAAGGCAGGGAUGCGUCUCGAAGGAAUAGACCCUCUCCACCCCUCCAUGUUCUGUGUCCUGUCUGUGGCAGAGGUCAUUGGCUAUCGGUUGCGGCUCCACUUUGACGGGUACCCAGAGUGCUAUGACUUCUGGGUAAACGCCGAUUCCCCUGACAUUCGGCCUGCGGGGUGGUGUGAGACGACGGGACGGAAGCUUCAUCCUCCAAAAGGUUCUAAAGACGAGGAAUUCUCCUGGGAACAAUACGAGCAGACGUGCGACAUUCUGGUGGCACCGAAGACUCUCUUCAAAAAACAAACCCCUAUUGAGAGUAUCUCCAGCUUCCAAGUGAGUAUGAAGCUGGAAGCGGUGGACAGGAAGAACCCCUGUCUGGUGUGCGUGGCCUCCGUCGCUGACGUCAUAGACCAUCGCUUCCUGGUUCACUUUGACAACUGGGAUGACACUUACGACUACUGGUGUGACCCCAGCAGUCCACAUGUCCACCCCGUCGGGUGGUGCCAGGAACGUGGCCGACCUCUCACGGCACCUCAGGGAUAUCCCAGCCCGGAAACGUUCCGGUGGGAGGAAUACUUGGAAGACACUGGUGGCACUGCUGUUCCAAGUCACGCAUUUUCUUUGAGAGCCCCCCACAGGUUCCUGCAGAACAUGAAGCUGGAGGCAGUGGACAAGCGCAACCCCAUGCUGAUACGGGUGGCCACGAUCGUGGACGCGGAAGACUACAGGGUGAAGGUCCACUUCGACGGCUGGCCUCCCAAGUUUGAUUUCUGGGUGGAUCCGGACCACCCAGAUCUGCACCCCGCUGGGUGGUGUGCACGGACCGGCCACCCCUUGGAGACGCCCCCAAGACCCUCUGACCUCAAGCCAUCGUCCAAUCAGGGAGUGUGCCCGACCCCGGGUUGUCGGGGAGUGGGUCACAUCAAAGGGGCGCGGUACACGGGACACCACAGUGCCUUUGGCUGCCCCUACUCAGAGAUCAACAUGAAGAAGGAGCUAACCCUGCCAGACCGUUUGGGCAGCGAGAAACAGGCCGUGUCUACGACUGCAGCGACGGCCCAGAAGGCCAAGGGGCCUGGUGGCACGGAGGCAGAAGAGAAACCGCGUGACUACCGCAUGGAGACCAGAGCCAUGCUAUCUAGCUGCGAUGCUGCGGGCCGCCUCCGGGGGCGCUACGCGUCAUGCCUGCGGCCCCCUGCCCACGCACAGGUGAAGCGGGAGCACGGGGACGAGGCCGCUCAGGAACAGAGACCACUCUCUCCACCCGGAAAGAAGGCCAAGAUUCAGGGCAAGAUCACUCAGCCGGCAAAGUAUCUGAAAAUCAAAGAGGAGGAGGAAGAUAUAGAUGUACAGAGUCUGCUCAGAGAGUGCGGCGUGGACGGCAUGCAGCAGACCCUGCACCAGUCCAUCUUCCUGUCGGCCAUGACGGCCCACCCCAGCCGUGAGCUGCCCCUGUGCUGGGAGCAGCACUGCAAGCUGCUGCCGGGGGUGGUGGGCGUGCCGGCUAGCCGUGUGGCCCUCUGGACUGUGGAUGAGGUGGCCAACUUCAUCCACUCACUCCCAGGGUGCGAGGAACCGUCUAAGCAGUUCCAAGACGAGCAGAUAGACGGCAAAGCCUUUCUGCUACUUACGCAGCGUGACAUCGUGAAGAUCAUGAGCGUGAAGCUGGGCCCGGCUCUCAAGAUCUACAAUUCCAUCCUGAUGUUCAAGCACGCGGAGGAGGCUCAGUCCGGGGGUCACGACGCCAGCACGUGAAACCGAACCUGAUCCAGUCUGCAGUGCCACAGGGAUUGGACCCAACAACUACCUGAGGCUUCCUUCAGAAGACUCCCAUUUCUUAUAUAGAGCCCCGUUCCUAUUCUGCUACCCUUUUUAUACCCACACAGGACUUCAGAAGUGACAAUCACUAAACACAAGGUGUCAGUUUGCAGUGGUCAGACUCACUGCCCAGUCAUCAAGGUGCUAUCUGUAUUCGAGACCCAACAGGUAAAACUGUACUGCUGUUAAUUUAAUUGUACAAGACUGUCUACUGAAGUUGAACUUUGAGAUGCCAGAGUUUGUUGUGCUGUCUAGUUUCAUUGCAUUCUAUUUUGUAUAAAUGUUAUAAUAUAUAAUUUAAUUGUACUUAUGGAGUCAGACCUAUUUAUUGUGAAAUAACAUUGAGUUUGGGAGGUAAAUUAAUAUAUGAUUCAAGAUUAUAUGCCAAAUGGUUUAUGUUUUAAAUUGUGGCAAUUUUAUAAUAUACACCAUAAGAAAUUAUUUUUUAAAAGUUAAUGUCAUUUGGAUAGAUGAAAUUGUACUUGGUCCAUUUUGAGGAAAAUUCAAUUGAAUCGCUUUUGAAAUAUGACAGUUCUUUUCAUAUUUAACAUUAGCCUUUUUAUUUAAUUGUACUUCAUUUCUAAGUCUAGGACAGGCUAAUAAUCAUUAAAAAAAACUUACAGAUACAGAAAUAAGUCUCUUUGAAUAUGUAAGACAACCAUUAAGGACACAAUUUGUAUCAUUUGUUUGAGAGAGAGGGGAUCUUGCAUGGCCUUUGCUAGUGCGUAGGCUCUUGUUCUGGGUGAAAUCCUGGCAUUCUCCAAUGCUGGGCCUCAUGACUCUGCGCGCUUGCUGACCUCUGUCCCAGCUUAAUGAUCCAGCUGUUGACUGCAACGUGGAAACGCACGGAUAACCUGCUUCAUUUGAGAAAUCAUGGUCAUUUCGAAUCUUGUGCAGCUGAAUUCAUGUAACUCAAAUGAUCUAAAAGCUUUGUGUUUUAAUUGUUGCUCCAUAAAAUUAAUUAUUUGUACUCCAUUAACUGAAGAGAGUGCUUGCAUUUGUGCUAAUAAAAUGCCCCAUGUUCCCUUUAGUCUGCCAUUAACAGAAUUAAUUUGGGUUAAAUUUAGUUUGAAUUAAUGAAGCCUUUAGUUACUUAUUUCUUGACUAUAAAAGAACGUACAACUGAAAAUCAUCAUGUAAUGAGCCCUAUAUAAUCAUUUGGACUAAUUAAUUUAAAUAGCUUGAUUGAGGCUAAUAAAUUGAAAGAUCAGCUACAAUUAAGCCCAACAGUGGACCGCCAAAACCAGAUCUGGAUUGUGCAGCCUUGCAGUACAUAAGGUUGCAAUCUGAGCUACAAUUAUGAGUGCUGAAUGUUAGUUUUUAUGUUAAUGACAGCUGAAUCUCAGAGCUGUCCUUCAGGAAUGUAUACGUUAAACAUCACAGGUUGUUAUUUUUUUGUAGGGUUGCAUUUAACCUCUUCUUUAAAGAUAAGAUAAUCCACCUUUUCCUCCCAAAUUUGCUUACCUGUCUAGUACCACAGACGAUGGUGUAAAUGCUUCUUCAUUUGGGUUUAUAGGUUAUAUCUGAGCACAUCAUGGGAUCCCUUUAAAAGCCAGAAGGACUGUACAUAUUUGUGAUGCUUUCCUUUGCAGCCAGUGAAUUUCCCUUUGUCCUGUUCCUUCAUUGGAAUCUUGAUCUUAACUAAAUAAACCAGAGGAGUGUGUCCUCCUGUUUCUUUCGUGGUGGUA
Messenger RNA from Paramormyrops kingsleyae, 4064 nucleotides. Its product is annotated as lethal(3)malignant brain tumor-like protein 4. Gene Ontology annotation, molecular function: chromatin binding; histone binding; zinc ion binding. Gene Ontology annotation, biological process: negative regulation of DNA-templated transcription. Lineage: Eukaryota; Metazoa; Chordata; Actinopteri; Osteoglossiformes; Mormyridae. The record is from RefSeq and is a predicted model, not a curated record. Gene Ontology annotation, cellular component: nucleus.